GACCCUUCUUCCUUCAAACAAGCUACCAAGAUUUCAGUCUCUUCCAUGGCCAUCCCAAAUGUCUCCUCCUCUUCUUCCCCUCAAAGGAAUCAUGACGUGUUUCUGAGUUUCAGAGGGGAAGAUACCCGCAAUACCUUUACCGGUCAUCUAUAUAACGCUCUCGUUAUAAAGGGGAUCAAAACCUUUAGAGACGACAUGGUUCUUCAGAAGGGAGACGAAAUCUCCCCAGUACUUUUGGAAGCCAUCGAACAAUCUAAGAUUUCCAUGAUCGUCUUCUCUAAGAACUAUGCCACUUCCACGUGGUGCUUAGAUGAACUCGUCAAGAUUCUCGACUGUCGGAAAUCAAUUGGCCAAAUGGUUCGACCCAUUUUCUACGAUGUGGAUCCUUCUGAUGUGCGGAAACAGUUAGGAGAAGUGAUGGAUAUGCAUGAAAAUAAAUUCAAGGAUGAUAUACAGAGGGUGUUGAGGUGGAAGGUGGCUCUCAAAGAGGCAGCCAGUUUGUCCGGUUGGCAUUUGAACAAUGGAUUGUCCUGUUUGAAUGGCAGGCAUGAGCCCGACUUUAUCCAAAGCAUUGUUGAAGAGAUAUCAAGUAGAAUAUUGAAGUGCACAUUUUUAGAUGUUGCGAAGUACCCAGUCGGAUUACAUUCUCACAUAGAUGCCAUGAGUGAGUUGUUGAGUGUUGGGUAUGACGACGUUCGCAUGGUUGGAAUCCAUGGAAUUGGAGGAAUAGGUAAAACAACUAUUGCAAAAGCUGUAUAUAACUUAUUUACUGGUCAAUUUCAAAGUUGCAGCUUUCUUGCUAACGUCCGAGAAACUACAAAGCAGUGCGGCCUUGUUCAAUUACAAGAAACACUUCUCUCUGAGACCUUGGGCAAUAUCAACUUAAAGUUGGGAAAUGAGGAUAGAGGAAUUAAUGUAAUAAAGGAGAGGCUCUGCAUAAGAAGGUUCUUUUAGUUCUUGAUGAUGUCAAUAAGUUGGGGCAACUUGAGAAAUUAGCAGGAGAUAAGAAUUGGUUUGGUUCAGGAAGUAGAAUCAUUAUUACAACUAGAGAUCAACACGUGCUAGAUACCCAUGGAGUAGAAAGAAAAUACCAGGUCGGAGGAUUAAGUCAUACUGAUGCUCUUCAACUUCUUAGUUGGAAUGCAUUCAAGAUAUCUUAUCCUGAAAAAGGGUAUGAGGAGCUCACGAAUAGUGUAGUUCAGUAUGCCAAAGGCCUUCCCUUGGCUCUAGUGGUGCUGGGGUCUCACCUAUAUGGUAGAAGCAAACCUGAAUGGGAAAGCACAAUACGUAAAAUACAAAGAAGUCUUCAUAAAGAGAUCUAUGAAAUACUUAAAAUAAGCUUUGAUGCACUGGAUCAGGACAAUGAGAAGGCUAUCUUUCUUGAUAUUGCGUGUUUCUUUAAGGGAGAAAACAAAGAUUAUGUAACUAGAGUUUUGGAAGCAAGCGAUUUUGAUGCAGUUAUUGGAAUACAAGUUCUCAUUGAAAGGUCUUUGGUGAUUGUAUACAAAAAUGAAUUGCAGAUGCAUGACUUGAUACAAUUGAUGGGUAGGAGUAUCGUUCAUAAAGAAUCUCCCAACGAGCCAGGAAAGCGUAGCCGAUUGUGGUCUCAUGAGGAUAUUCUCCAUGUUCUUGUUGAAAACAUGGGAACGAAUGCAAUUCAAGGCAUAAAGCUAGCUAGAUUUGCUUGGACAAAAAGAUAUUUUGCUGAAUCCUGGAGCCUUUACAAAAAUGAAAAGGCUUAGAUUGCUUAUAAUCCGCAAUUCUUGCUUUUUGAAGGGUCCUAAGAGUUUACCUAAUGAGCUAAGAUUUCUUGAUUGGGCUGGAUACCCGUCACCAUCUCUGCCGUCCAAUUUUCGUCCUCAGAAACUUGUUGCUCUCAACAUGUGUCAGAGUAAAAUCAAGCAAUUUGAAGGAAUAAUGGUUUGUGAAAAUCUGAGAGAAAUAAAUUUAUCUUGCUGUGAAUACUUGACGUGCAUCCCCGAUGUGUCCAUGAUGGCAAAUCUUGAGAGUUUGGAUCUUCAUGGCUGCCGCAAUUUAGUUGAGGUUCAUCAAUCCGUUGGAUUUCGAAACAAAACUGUUUCGUUUGGAUGUUAUAAACUGCUCUAAACUUAGACGUCUUCCUAGCCUGAAGUUGCCAUGUCUCGAAAGCCUAUUUGUUUUAACAGGCACAAGUAUGGAGAGAUUUCCAGUCAUUCUGGUAGAAAUUCCUCGUUUAAGGGAAAUUAAUUUUAUAAACAGUCCCAUUCAAGAACUACGUACCUUCAUCAGUUGAAUAUCUCGUUGGGCUUGAAAGGUUAACGAUACAGUCAUGCAAGAAGUUUAGAGAUCUCCCUAGAAGCAUUUAUAAGUUGCCACGUCUCAGGUAUCUUUCUAUUUGUGGUUGCACAAACCUUGGAAGGUUUCGAAAAUGGUCAAAGUCAUCAUCAACAAGUUCGGGUUGGCUGGCUUCGUCAAAGAUCAGGAACAAAACUCAAGAUAUGAGCCUUUCUGUUGGGUUUCCAGCUUUGGAAAUGUUGGACCUCUCUUACUGUAAUCUAGCAGAAGUUGAUUUCCUCAAGAGUCUUCAUUGCUUUUCCAAGCUAAAAAAUUUGAAGCUAUCAGGAAACAAUUUCGUUAGCAUUCCUGCAUGUAUCACUAGAUUUACCAAUUUGCAAUCCCUUAGAUUGAUGGAAAAUCCUUCAUCGAGAAUUUAA
This is a messenger RNA of Juglans regia (Persian walnut), 2693 nucleotides long. RefSeq names its product disease resistance protein RPV1-like. Gene Ontology annotation, molecular function: ADP binding. Lineage: Eukaryota; Viridiplantae; Streptophyta; Magnoliopsida; Fagales; Juglandaceae. The transcript has 4 exons. The record is from RefSeq and is a predicted model, not a curated record. Bases 46 to 954 code for a protein of 302 amino acids. Gene Ontology annotation, biological process: defense response; signal transduction.